This is a messenger RNA of Harmonia axyridis, 1396 nucleotides long. RefSeq names its product glutathione S-transferase LANCL1. The transcript is spliced from 8 exons. Gene Ontology annotation, biological process: carbohydrate metabolic process; peptide modification. The record is from RefSeq and is a predicted model, not a curated record. The coding region runs from base 62 to 1321 and encodes 419 amino acids. Gene Ontology annotation, cellular component: plasma membrane. NCBI's taxonomy places the organism in Eukaryota, Metazoa, Arthropoda, Insecta, Coleoptera, Coccinellidae.
UUCACCGUGAUGACAGAAAAACAAAAACAUACUUGCAAACAGAAACUGACUUCAAAUUCGUAUGCUCCGUUUUCUGAAACGAUCAUUAAACUUUCGGAAUUUUUCUAGGUGGUUUAAUAAAGCUGAUACGAUGGCGAGAGAUAGAUUUUUCCACAAUCCAUUUACAGAUUUUACUACUGAAAACGCACACGAAUUGGUUGAAAGUUUGAAGAUCCAUAAAAAUGAGAAAUUUAUAGAAAAAGUGAAUGAAAGAUGGGAUGCGGUGGAGGAAAAAUUUCAAUAUAUUGAUCAACAUGAUUAUACAGUUUACACAGGAACUGCAGGUCUGGCUCUGUUAAAACUCAAGAAGGACCCAGAUAAUCCUAAUAAUUUGAAGGAUAUAUUGGAUCUUUUACCUCUCAAAAGGUUGAAAAACAGAAGGCAUACUUUCCUUUGUGGCGACACUGGACCUUUGGCCAUAGCAGCAGUUGUCCAUUAUAAAUUGAAAAACCAUGAUCAGCUCAAAGCAGUUGUUGAUAGAUUACUGUCAAUGCAAGACGAAGUGUUUAAUAUCAAUUCCGAUUUACCUAACGAAUACUUAUAUGGCAGGGCAGGUUACCUAUAUGCCAUUUUAUUCGUUAAUAAGAACGUUAAUCCGCCACCAUUUCAAGAUGAUUUCAUAAGAAAGAUUGUAGAGAUGAUCUUGAUCUGUGGUAAAAAUGAAGCAAAAGCAGGUAAAUUCAAUUGUCCUUUGAUGUAUCAGUGGCAUGAUAGCUAUUAUCUGGGGGCUGCACAUGGAUUGUCUGGUAUUUUAUAUUUGCUGCUGCAAAUUAAGGAGUAUUUGACAGAGUCGGAGCUGAACAAUCUUAUUAAACCCACAAUUGACUACUUGAGUACAAUCAGGUUUCCAAGCGGUAAUUAUCCAUCUUCGAUGGGUAGAGAUGUAGACCGGUAUGUUCAGUGGUGUCAUGGAGCUCCAGGCUUUGUUUUCAUGUUCAGUCAAGCUCAUAAAGUUUUUGGUGAUCCGAAGUAUCUUCAGUUAGCUUUGGAAGCUGGGGAGAUUGUUUGGCGAAGAGGAUUAGUAAGGAAGGGUUACAGCAUUUGCCAUGGAGUGUCCGGAAAUGCUUACUGCUUUUUGGAACUGUACCAAACUACUCAGGAGCAGAAACAUCUACAUAGAGCCAUCAAAUUCGCAGAAUGGUGUCUUGAUUACCAGAAGAUCCACGAGGAAUAUCCACCUGAUAGCCCAAUAUCUCUGUUCGAGGGUAUUGCAGGACCGAUGUACUUCUUAUUGGAUAUUUUGAAACCAAUGGAAGCCAAGUUUCCUGGAUACACCUUGUAAUUUGAAUUUUUUUAUGAGACUGAUUGGAUCUUAUUUGUAUGCUGUGUGUUAAUAAAUUCUAAGUGAUAGUUGUAA